AUGUCGGUCGUUUGAAUCAACACUGAGACUUGAGCACCCCCAACCGUCAUGGCGGAAUGGUUUCGUCCAAACGUUUCCGCCUCAGUUCGGAGUCCUGCGGACUGCGAGCCAUGAAUCCCGUCAACCAAACGAGGCUAGGCCGCGAUCGAAGUUGGGACGGGGGUGUGUGUUGCCGGACAGGCUGGUUGCGUCCAGAUGAGUCAGCCGAGCGAGCAGGACAUCUGGGCCGACUGAUUUCCCGCUUCUAGGCGAGCCAGCCUAACUUAACGCUAAACUAUUCCGAUUUGGACUGAGGAUGAUCUUUUCCAACACUGGAAAGCCACUAAGGACUCAAUUUCGCAAACAGUCGCCCGCUAGCGUACUGUCCCACCCCAUGGCGCCACCCAGUCCAAGUACCAACAGCAGCAGCAGCAGUACUGCAGGCUGGGAGCAACUCAGCAAAACCAACUUGUACAUCAGAGGACUGCCCCCAUCCACAACAGACCAUGACCUGGUCAACCUCUGUCAGCCGUAUGGCAAAAUAGUAUCAACAAAGGCCAUCCUGGACAAGACUACUAACAAAUGCAAAGGAUACGGCUUUGUGGACUUUGAUAGUCCCGCUGCAGCUCAGAAAGCUGUUACUGCCCUGAAGACCAGUGGUGUUCAAGCUCAGAUGGCAAAGCAACAAGAACAAGAUCCGACCAACUUGUAUAUCUCCAACCUGCCCCUGUCUAUGGAUGAGCAGGAGCUGGAGAACAUGCUCAAGCACUUUGGCCAGGUCAUAUCCACACGCAUCUUGAGGGAUUCCAGUGGAGCAAGCAGAGGAGUGGGUUUUGCCAGGAUGGAGUCGACAGAAAAAUGUGAUACAGUCAUUUCUCACUUCAAUGGCAAGUUUAUUAAGACCCCUGCCGGUGUACCAGCACCAUCUGAACCGUUGCUUUGCAAGUUUGCUGAUGGUGGGCAGAAAAAGAGACAAAGCCAAAACAAAUUUCUUUCAAAUGGGCGAGGCUGGCCAAGAGAUGGAAACGCCAGACUGGCUGGACUGGCGCUCACAUAUGACCCCAGUGUAGCUGCGAUGCAAAAUGGAUUCUUCCCACCAGCGUACAGCAUUUCAAACAGGAUGAUUGCUCAGACGUCCAUGUCGCCGUACAUGUCUCCAGUUUCAGCAUACCAGGUGCAGAACCCAUCGUGGAUGCCUCAUCAACCUUACAUCAUGCAGCACCCUGGUGCAGUCAUAUCGCCCUCUAUGGAGCCAUCAUUGUCACUGCAGUCUACUUCCCUGAUGACUCCCCUGACCCAACAGAUGAAUCACCUAUCUUUGGGCAGCGCAGGAGCGUUCAUGGCCGCCAACACGCCAAUUCCUGGUGCUUACAUUCCUCAGUAUGCACACGUGCAUACAGCAGCUCUACCUGGGGACGAAAAUGGUGUGGCAUCACAGGUGGAUACAUCUGGCAACCCUUCACCGUACCCCUACCAACAAAGCAAGUAGUGCCCAAUAACCGUCUGAACGACCACUAAAGCAACGAACGCGAUGCAUCCUUCACUGUUUCACUGCUCUUGCAGCCGUUGAAGUGGGGCUAUUUUUGGGAUCAUUUUCAAAGCUUACAAAGAAUCCUCAGAGUUUAUCCAAUGAUUUUAAAAUGCUAAGACAAGUUUUUUAAAAGUAUUUAUUUUCAUACAAGAAGAGUUGUAUUUUUUACCAAAGAUUGCCGCCAAAUACAAGAGAAAAACAUGCCUGGUGACCUUUUUUUUUAGGUGUUUUUUUUCUCCCCACAGAUAUUUCAAAGACAAUGUUUUUGCGUUUGCUGUGCGAGUGUUGCCAUGGCAAAGUGUUUAGUGUUUUGUUGUGAGGCGACUUGCCAUCGUGCUUUAUAAGGACAAUGCUAUUUGACUCGUUUGCCUUAAAGGAAAAAGGCACCUUUUUGGGAAUGUUGCCCAUCAUCCACAAUCCUUAUGUGAGCCAUGAACACACACAUCUUUCUCUUUUCUGUGCCUUCUAAAGAUGUAAAAAGAUUAAAAAAAAGAGGCAGUUAAGAAUACACGUAGUGGGACACACCUAUUCUGCCUCCAAAAAGCACCACCAAGGCUCCAUUUCCAUAAUGUGAGCUGCAUAUGAACCACGUUGUUCUUAUUAUUGUGAUUAACAUUGUUACGCCCAAGAACUACGUCACUGUUGUAGUGACACCUCAACACACCACAGUGGCUAGCUACUAGCCGGCUAACAACUAGCUUCACCACACACUAGCUAAAGGUAACGCUACAUAUUGGAGGAAUAGAUGUGUCCCAUUACGUGCAUUCAUGAGCUGCCUCUUUUUACCUGUUUUUAUAUCUUUAGAAGGCACAGAAAAGAGAAAGCUUGUGGAUGAUGGGCAAUUCUAAAGAAAAAAAGUGCACUUUUCCUUGAAGACUUUUCUCCAGUGACUGGAGACAUGAGAGCUGCUGCUUUGUAAAUGUGUGUUGGCUUCAGCCCACGUACUCAGAACAGGUCAAAUAAUUGUGUGUGCCGACGACAUUUGCUGAUUUUGUUGGAUGCGAUAUUUAUUUUGAAAAAGCACCCUUCAUGUUUUUGGAUGUUGGAUAACAUUUGCUGAGAGAUCUUUUUACAUUUUGCCUUCUUUUUUGCAGACCUGCUAAUGUACAUUUUUUUUGUAAAUUUGGGUUGCUGUCUUGAUGUUUUUCACUUUCAUUUGACAAGCUAAGAGGAUUUGGAUCUGUGCAUCGUAUUUCCAUCUUUGACAGGAAACACAACAGCUGCCGCUUUGUUCCAUCGCCAAAGAUGGAGGGUGUCGUAUGUGUUUUAUUUCACCACAUCAGGAUGGCGAAGGAAGAUUGCAGUGGUUGACUGUGCCUUUUUCAACAUUUACACUCAGUUUGCAGAAAAUGGACACAUGGGGGCCAGGAUCCGACAAGUCAUUUUGUGGUGACAGGAAAGGAGAAUAUCACAACGAACAGUACGAAAGUGCUUUCAGGUUAUUUUUUCUUCACCUUCUUGACCUUCUGCUGUUUGACCUGCUGGGCAGCCAGACCAGAUAUCUACCUCAGUGUUUCUGGGUUCUAGACCAGCUUAGUGAGUCCAGCCCACCCAUCCCAGACCAAAUGCCAGAGCUUCCCUUCAGGUUUUUUUUACAUUUUCUUUUUUUGUCCAUACAUUUUGUACAAUGUGUUAUUUUCAUGGUUCUUGUUGCUCAUGCUAAGUUUUGGAAAGAACUGCUGCAUUCACUCGUCUGUAGAUUCCAAGGGCGAAAGGUUGUGGUAUCCACUGGAUCUGUGCUCGUCUAAUAAACAGUUGGUCGCCACGUCAAGCAGCGUCAGUUGGGUGUAUGUUUGUGUGAGCGUCUGAACCAAGUGCCAUGUUAUGUCGGUCAAGAGAGCUAGCAAGGUGCGUCGAAGAAGAAUGGCUCGUAAAAGUAAGCAUCAUGUUGAACAGGAAACUACUUGUUUAUGAAGAUUUUUGUACAGAGCUCAAGGCGGGGGGGUUAUGAAACUAUUUGGGGGUUUUUGUAGCACACACCUGCCAAGGCUUCUUAUGUCUUUGUUUGUUGGAUAAUGUUACGGCCAAACUUAUGUUCCCCUGUCGAUUGCUGCCUCAGGUGUGUUCUUUUCAUUUGAUUUUUUU
Dunckerocampus dactyliophorus (ringed pipefish) is the source of this 3595-nucleotide messenger RNA. RefSeq names its product RNA-binding motif, single-stranded-interacting protein 1-like. Lineage: Eukaryota; Metazoa; Chordata; Actinopteri; Syngnathiformes; Syngnathidae. The transcript has 13 exons. Gene Ontology annotation, molecular function: poly(U) RNA binding; mRNA 3'-UTR binding; poly(A) binding. Gene Ontology annotation, cellular component: ribonucleoprotein complex; cytosol; nucleus. The record is from RefSeq and is a predicted model, not a curated record. Bases 296 to 1468 code for a protein of 390 amino acids.